Messenger RNA from Pygocentrus nattereri (red-bellied piranha), 4595 nucleotides. RefSeq names its product transmembrane protein 106C (gene tmem106c). Lineage: Eukaryota; Metazoa; Chordata; Actinopteri; Characiformes; Serrasalmidae. The coding region runs from base 139 to 960 and encodes 273 amino acids. The transcript is spliced from 8 exons. The record is from RefSeq and is a predicted model, not a curated record.
AGAAGAAACACGCAGCAGAACGAAAACAACACAGCGGCGAGAACGGAGAACCUCAAAGUCUACAAAAUCCGUGAAACCUACAUUUAAAGUUCUGAAUCUGCAGCAGUCUAAGUGGAAGUUGCAUGCAUUUGUUGGCUCAUGGGUGCACACUUGUCCCGGAGCUGCAGAACGCUCCUGUCUAUCUCGCAUCACAGCACUACAGUGCAGAGCGAUGAACUGGUGCAUGAUGAUGAUGAUGAUGAUGAUUCCCUGGGCGGUUUGGACAGACAGGAGGACAUUGCCCAGUUUCCUUACGUAGAGUUCACUGGACGUGAUAGUAUAACUUGUCCAACUUGCCAGGGAUCUGGCCGCAUACCAUCAGGUCAGGUGAAUGAGUUGGUGGCAUUGAUUCCCUAUAGUGAUCAGAGACUGCAGCCUCAGAGGACGAAGCAGUAUGUGGGUCUGUCGGUGAUUGUGUGUUUGCUGGUCUCCUCCCUGGUGGCGUUCUUCAUGUUCCCGCGGCCCGUGCUGGUGGAGGAUGGAGGGAUCCGCUCUGUUAUUGUUGUGUUUGACCAAGAGAAAAGCAGAGUCCUCAUCAACAUGACUAGUUCUCUGAACUUCCGCAACACCAACUUCUUCACCGUGGUGGUGGACAGCGUGUACGGUCAAGUGCUCUACAUGAAGACCGUGAUUGGCACCGAGCAGCUGGACAACAUCAUCACCAUCCAGCCCCUCAGCCAGAAACAGAUGAAUUUUACCGUUGCUAUGGAGAUCAGUGGGAGUCUGUCAUAUGUGUAUGCCUUUUGCACGAUGGCAAGCAUCAAGGUUCACAACAUCGUAGUUUUCAUGCAGACCUCAGUAAAAACAUCCUACAUGAUGCGGCACGCCCAGAACACACUGGAAGCAUAUCGCUACAUCGACUGUGGCGCCAACUCCACCUUACACCAACACCCCCUCCAGACUAAAGGACUGCUGAGGUAAAGCAGUCAGCCUUCAGUGGACCUCCGGAGAAAUGACGCACAACUUAAAAUCUAAAAGAAAUAGUUUGGAAAAAAAUUCCCAUCACAAUUAUAAUCACUCAGCCAAGACUGGCCAGGAAUGUAGCUAAUAAGUAUUGAAUGCAUGAUGUAUUGUUUUAUGGGGUGGUGCUUUAUAGCAAAAAAACCCCAAAAAACCUCAAGACAUGUUAAUUAUGCACAGUAUUUAUCAUAAUGUUUAAUAUUUCUCAGGUUUGAUAAAUGAGAACCGGCAAAAAGUGCCACAUUAAAAAAAAUAGUGAAAACAAUAAAUAGUAGUUUUAUUCAACGUUUCACCCACCGUGUUGCACUAAAUCCAAUCAAGCUGGACUAAUGAUGCUUUAAUCAUACAGUGUACUCAAACGCUUACUAUGAUGUAAUUUAUAAUAACAAUAUUGUCAUACGACUCAAUCGCCACUGUCCUCUAUAAAAAUAGCAAAAACUACUAUGUUUAUCCAUGCAAAUGUACUUAAGUCAAUGUUUCUAGCCUCUUUUCCACCGUAGUGUGGAACAGUUCUAAGCUUGUUCCAGUGACUUUUUUUUUUCUUUUCUUAGAUGGACAUGGUUCCACACGGUACGCUUACGACCCACAGUCAACACACUUUCCUCAGCAUGGUUAGCUAACUGUUCUCAGGGUCUUUCAGUUGUUUAUUUUGCUUAUGCAGUCGCUAGAUAAAUGAAAGCAGUGCCCCAUGUUCUAUUUAUCAUUCUAUGAAUGUCAGUGCAUCAGUCUCAAAAGGAACCAUAACUGGUCUCAAAAGUUCACACCAGCAUGGAACGGCACAGUAUAGCCCUGAGAACUAUUUUCCUCUGCAAAGAGGCUAGUAUGUCAUACAGUGUCAGAACCCACAGCAACGCUAAGAUUACUGAACAACUCCACACAGUUUGAGGCAACUGGAUGAUGUUUUAAGCAUGCAGUUAACACAAUGCUUACCAGUACUUAUGUGAAUUAGCCUUGUAGCUCCAGAGACUAAACCUGAGCUUCUUAUUUCUCCCAUUAUACCAAAAAAUUACUGCAGACAUUAGAGGGCACCCACAAGUUCUCAGUAAAUAGGGGUGAAUGGAGCUAAACAGCUAACAACGAAAAAGGAAACUUGUUUCUAACCAUUUAAGCAUGAAUUUCCUUUAAUUUUGAAAAAUAGAAGGAUAUAUUACUUUUAAAUAUCCAAGAAAACUUACAGAUUCUACAAACUUAUACAACGAGCAGUUGUUGGGCAUCAGGAUGUUAGCAUUACUGCUACUGAGUGUUGAUUGAUUAGCAUUCCUGCUGUCGAGUGCUGAUACGUUAGCAUUACUGCUAUCAAGUGCUGACUGGUUGACAUCACUGCUGCUUGGUGCUGAUUUGUUAACAGUACUGCUACUAAGUGCUGAUUGGUUAGUGAGCAUUUACAGUCAAUGAUUAAAAAUCAUUAAGCACUUGAUUUGGAAACUAUGAUUUUAUAGGUAAGCUCCGUAGGAACCCAUUCUGGACUCACUCAGAAGCGCCCUCUAGUGUCUGACCAACCAUUCUCUGGUAAAACAGUGUCUUGGCUGAUUGAGUGUAUUUGAGUUAAUGGGAAAUCAGAAACAUUUUUGCUAAAUGUUUUGCUUUAAUACAAUAAUAAAGGACUCUGCGGGUGUUUUCAGCAAUAAAUGAUUGUAUAACUAUUGUGAGCACGGUCAAGAUGCCAAAUGCUAAGAUUUAUUUUUUGAUUGGAGGAGAUUCUUGUUUAUGUUACUGCUAAACAGUUAGUGGAGUUUCUGCUGAACAACAAACUGCUUAUGUUUCCCCCUUGAGGUACUUUCAUUUGCGUCAAGAAGGACGUUUAUCUUGUUGGCUUUUGCAUGUGUUAUUGAAUUUGUACUAGAAGGAGUGGAAGGUAAAGGGACAUGCGUUACAGUAACUAUGCACAUAAGAAGAACUAAUGAAUUUUUCUUUAGUUGACUGGACUGUAUUGUUGCUGAUUGCUACUUAAUUAAUUUUGAUGCAGGUAACAAAAGCUAAUUUUUCUUUUUUUUUUUUUAAUAUUUUCUUCAUAAAGUGGGAUAAACUAGGCAUCAUAACACAAUGAAGUACAGCUUUGAGUUCACCUGAUUCAAACACGUACAUCAUUUCCACAGGAGUAAAAUAUAUUACAUCAACGUGUUUAUUGCUGAUUUAAAUUAAGGGUCUUAAGUCAGUAAGCUUGAAAUAUUGUCAGUAUAUGACUAAUUAUAAUUAUAAUAAGAUACUUGUAAGAUAUCAUUAGCUUAGUGUUUGCGGUUCAGUGAACUUAAAAAGGUGAAGCAGCUAAUUUACUCUGUUUUUAGUUAAAAAACGUACAGUAAUUGUGCUGCAUUUUGUAAUAUAUUCCAUUUAUUGGGAAAUGAUGUAGAAAUUCUUUGUUUGUACUUUUAGAGUGAUCAGGUUGAGCUGUUCUGAUAUGAUUCCAUUGGUCACUGUUUACAUUUUUACUUUUUACACAUUUAGUUUUUUUCAUGGAUGCUCUGAUACAGAAACUGUGGGUCGAUGGUUUCGGGUGCACAUCUGCCAAUACAUAAACAUUUAUAAAAUGCCAAAAUUGGGACUAAAUGUACUUUUAUUAGCAUAACCGUGAAAUACAACAGUGUUAAUGUUGUAAAAUAAAUGAAAUGCAGAUACUUUAGUGCAGUAACUAUUGUACAAUAAAUACGUCAUCAAAUAUCAGUUGGUCUGAUGACUAAUAUCUAUCUACAGCAAAGACUGAUAUGAUUCUGUUAUCGUGCAUCCCUAUUUAAUUUUUUAUUAUUUAAAUUCCUGAUGUAUUAAUUUGGACAUAUUUUGGUCAGUUUAUGAAUGACCUCUUACAGGCACUCCUUUCUUGCAGGGAUAUUAUAGUUCACUAAAACUAUCGCAAAAAUCUGCUCAUUAACUGUAAUAAAAAAUAAAAGUGACUUUUCAAAAACUAUCACUAAAUCAAAACUGUUUGCUGAGUGUUUUCAGUAAAUGAGAGUUUAGAUGUGUGUUUGUGUGAUUGUGUUUUUGGCCAAGUGGAGCUCAGUCUGCUGCUGUGAUCAUUUAUUCUUUAUUCACUCUCAUCAAAUACCAGCUAUAGCAGCAUUCCUCAUAAUACUGAAACUGAAUGAAAAACAAAACUAAAAUUUUAACUGUUCAGAAAUUGAAAAGGAGACUAAAACUGUUCAACUUUUCAGAAAAUAGAAAAUAAAUUAAAACUAUUGACUCUUAAAACUAAAUGAAAAACGUGUGAAAUGUCUACUAUAACUAUUACUAUGACUAUAAUAGCCCUGCUGUCUGACUUGCACUAAGAGAAAUCCACUGAGUAAUUAAAAGAAAAGAAGUUCUCAUCUAUGCAAUGGAGUUUGUGCCAAAAAAAUUAGUAAGAGCUGUACGGUAACUCCUCUCACGCUGGCACUGAUCUGAUGUUUACUGCUGAACGGUGUGUUUAAAAGGGCUUUUUUUUUCCAAGAUGAUUUUCUGCUUAUGGCGGAUUUUUUUUAUUUAUUUCUUUUUUUGUCAGAACAUUUUCGGAAGAUUAUUAAUAGUAUUAUUUAGAUGGGUUUUUUUUCACUAGCUUGAAAUUUGAUGUAAAAAAUGUAAGCUUGAACUCAUAAAAAGAGCAAUAAAGAUGUAAUUUAACUCUG